AUGUCACCUGCUGCUGAACCCGCUCUCACUCCACUUCCCUUCUCUCCUCUCUCCGAACAAUUCACCACACUCGCCAAAGCUGGAUCCAACAUCGAAGCCAAAUCUUCCGCUGAUGCCAUUGCCUUGAUCCUCAAGAAAGCCCCUCGAACACUCGAAGCUAUUCAAGAUGGUAAAGUCGUAGAUGUAGUCUUGGCUUGGUCAGGCUCCAAAUCAGGCUACGAACGAGAAUCUGCUCCUGUUUUAGUCGAAAGACUCUGUAGAUCACUGGGCACAGGUAUUGAAGGUGUAUUUUUGCCUUUGAUCCCUGCCCUGUUGAACUUGGCAAUGGACAAAGGACAACCUGUACGAACUGCAGUCAACUCUGCCAUGACUUCUUUGAUCAAAGCUGCAGCCCCCGAAGGUUCAAGAUUGAUCCUCGAUGUACUGUGUAGAUCUCUGGAGGAUUCUAAAGGUUGGAGAUCAAAAGUUGCAGCUUUAAAAGCUAUCGAAAAUUUGGUCAAACCAGGUGCUGAAGAUUACAUCGCUCAAGAAUUAGGUCAUGUCAUUCCUUUUGUUGAACAUGCUAUGCACGAUACCAAAACAGAAGUCUCUGCUGCCGCCCAAAAAGCCGCUACUACCCUUUGUGGAACCCUCCCUAACCCCGAUGUCCUCAAACAUAUCAACCUUCUUGUAUCCGCCAUGGCUGCCCCUGCCGCUGUGCCAGGAACCAUUAAAGGUCUUUCUUCUACCACAUUUGUCGCUGAAGUCAACGCCCCUACACUUGCCGUCAUGGUCCCUCUUUUAUCUCGAGCUCUCAAAGAGCGAUCCACCGAAACUCAACGAAUGACCUGUAUUGUCAUAGGAAACUUGGUCAAGCUUGUUAGAGACCCCAACGUGGCUGCACGAUACCUUGGCCCUUUGUUCGGAGGUGUUCAACAACUUGCUACCGGUGCCGCUUUCCCUGAAAUCAGAGCUUUCGCUCAAACCGCUCUUGACAUUCUUAUCGGCGCGGGUGCUUCAGAGUCCGCCACUCCUCUUCCUCCAAGAGACAUCAACCUUGCUGUCACUGAAGCUUUGAAAAUCAUGGCUCCUCACCUCAAGGUCGAAGGUCUUCCAGCUCACCCUUCCAUCCCUCUUUCAGUCUCCAUGCCUCAAGCUCCUGUUCUCGCUCACGCUAUCGAAUAUCAAGCCAACGUGGUAGCUGACCUCGUCGAUCUUCGAAGAUGGGAUGAAAGUGUCUGGGAGGCCAAAGGUCUCGGUUCAUUCAUGAAACUCCUUUUGGGUACGGAAGAAGGUAACAACGCUACCGCUGGUAUCCGAAAAGCAUUCUUGGACAUAGAUCAAGCUAAAUUCGCACCCCCAGAGGAAGACGAUGGAUCAGAAGGUCAACUUUUGUGUGAUAUCCAAUUCUCCCUCGCCUACGGUGGUUUAUUGUUGUUGAACCAUACCAACCUCAAGUUAAGAAGAGGAAGAAGAUACGGUAUCUGCGCAGGUAACGGUGCUGGUAAAUCUACCCUCAUGAAAGCUAUCAGAGAUGGAAAAGUUGAAGGUUUCCCUCCUCAAGAUGAAUUACGUACCAUCAUGGUCGAACACGCUCUUCAAGGUGAAGAUGGUUCCCAGGGUAUUCUCGACUUCAUUUCUGCUGAUCCCAAACUCGUCCAAAAGACUAAACAAGAGAUCUCUGCCAUGCUUUUAUCUGUCGGAUUCUCUGAUGAGAAACAACGAGACCCAGUCGCCUCGUUAUCUGGUGGUUGGAAGAUGAAGUUGGAGUUGGCCAGAGCCAUGUUGAUCGGUGCCGAUAUCUUGCUACUGGAUGAGCCUACCAAUCAUUUGGAUGUUCAAACUGUCGCUUGGCUUGAAGAUUACGUCUGUAGUCUGUCGGACGUCACUUGUAUGAUCGUUUCGCAUGACUCCGGUUUCUUGGACAACGUCUGUACUGAUAUUAUUCACUACGAAGAGAAGAAACUUGCCUACUACCCUGGUAACCUUUCCAAAUUCGUCGAGAAAGUACCUGCAGCCAAGUCUUACUAUACUCUUGCUGCCACUUCCAUCAAAUUCACCUUCCCUCCUCCUGGCUCGUUGAUGGGUGUCCGAUCUAACACUCGAGCCAUUAUGAAGCUUGCCGCCUGUACAUUCACCUACCCCGGUGCUUCCAAACCUUCCUUGAAAAAUGUCUCUUGUUCGCUUUCCCUCUCUUCUCGAGUCGGUAUCGUUGGUCCCAACGGUGCUGGUAAAUCGACCUUGAUCAAGCUUCUUACUGGUGAGACUGUUCCUCAAGAAGGCGCCGUCCACAAACAUCCAGCUUUACGAGUAGGAUAUGUCGCUCAACAUGCUUUCCACCAUAUCAAUUUGCAUCUUGAUAAAACCGCUGUCCAAUAUAUCCAAUGGAGAUACCAAGAUGGACACGACAGAGAGAUGAUGGAGAAAGCUACUCGAGUCUUCACUGAUGAGGACCGAGAGAUGAUGGACAAACCAAUCGAAGGUAAAAACGGAGAUUUGAGAAAAAUCGAAAUGAUCUUGGGUAGACAAAAGUUGAAGAAGUCGUUCCAAUACGAAAUUAAAUUCAAAGGAUUGACUCAUAAAUACAACGCUUGGUUACCAAGAGAUUUACUGAUCGAAAAAGGUUUCCAAAAGCUCGUUGGUCAAUUCGACGAUAUGGAAUCUUCGAGAGAAGGUGCAGGACAAAGAGAUACUGCUGCCUCAGCAGUUAGAGAAGUCUUGGAAGCCGUUGGUUUAGAUGGUGAUAUUGCACAAUACAACGAAAUGUCUGGUUUAUCAGGUGGUCAAAAAGUCAAAGUUGUCAUUGCUGCUUCCAUGUUUAACAGACCUCAAUGUCUGUUCUUAGAUGAGCCUACCAAUUUCUUGGAUCGAGAAGCUUUAGGUGGUUUAGCAGUAGCUAUCAAAGAAUGGGGAGGAGCAGUCUGUAUCAUUUCGCAUUCUCAAGAAUUCGUUUCUGCUUUAUGUCCCGAAAUAUGGCAUGUCGACAAUGGUGAAUUAACCCACAAAGGUAAAGUCGCCAUUGUAGAAGAUGCUUUCGACAACCCAUCAGUACCAACUUCAAGGGCAACUUCGAAAGCGGGUACACCACGAACUGUUCCCGGUACACCCGGUACUGCAACUCCUUCAGGCAGCGCAGCUCCCUCAGGAACUGAAGAAAUAGUAGAUGGUGUCGCUAAGUUGAUUGUCAAGAGAAAGAAGAAGAAGAUGACAAGAAACGAUCUUAAAGCUCAAGAAGAGAGACGUAGAAUCAGAAAACUCAAUUGGUUAUCUUAUGGUGGUGAAAGAGAACCCGAUACAGAUGAUGAUUAG
Kwoniella shivajii is the source of this 3288-nucleotide messenger RNA. RefSeq lists its product as uncharacterized. Bases 1 to 3288 code for a protein of 1095 amino acids. Lineage: Eukaryota; Fungi; Basidiomycota; Tremellomycetes; Tremellales; Cryptococcaceae. The record is from RefSeq and is a predicted model, not a curated record. Gene Ontology annotation, molecular function: ATP binding; ATP hydrolysis activity. The transcript is spliced from 6 exons.